This is a messenger RNA of Amblyraja radiata (thorny skate), 6005 nucleotides long. Its product is annotated as mediator of RNA polymerase II transcription subunit 26. NCBI's taxonomy places the organism in Eukaryota, Metazoa, Chordata, Chondrichthyes, Rajiformes, Rajidae. The record is from RefSeq and is a predicted model, not a curated record. The transcript is spliced from 3 exons. Gene Ontology annotation, molecular function: transcription coregulator activity. Gene Ontology annotation, cellular component: nucleus; mediator complex; core mediator complex. Bases 367 to 2295 code for a protein of 642 amino acids. Gene Ontology annotation, biological process: positive regulation of gene expression; regulation of transcription by RNA polymerase II.
UCCCAUGGUGCAGCGCACGGCUCCAGUCAGGGUCGGCUCAGUGUUCGCUCUGCUCAGGUCGGGUCGGGCUGGCUCUGCUCGGUUGUGUGGUGCAGAUUCGCUUCGAGCAGAGUGUCACACAGCCGGAGAAAGAGAGGCGCAUACUGGACACACGGAGUCACCCGGCUGUGUCGCGACGGAAUAUGACGGUUCCGACCGGCCUUGCUGCAGCCGCCUCUCUUCGCAGCUACUUCCUCAGACUCUGCGCCUCUUGUUAGCGGGCCUCCCUCCCCCCAUCUCCCCAUCCCUUUCCUUUCCCUCUUUCCCCCACCUACUCCUCCCCCCAUCCCCUCCACCGCCACGCCGCCGCCGUCACACCGCCGCCAAAUGACACCCACCCCGCAGCAGAUCAAGGACCAGCUGCUCCAGGCCAUAGACAAGGAUGCCAAUAUCCGUAACAUGGUGGCGGUGCUGGAUGUGAUCUCCAGUUUGGAGAAGUAUCCCAUUACCAAAGAGGCCCUCGAGGAAACGAGGUUGGGGAAACUCAUCAAUGAUGUACGGAAGAAAACCAAGAAUGAGGAGCUUGCAAAGCGUGCCAAGAAACUGCUAAGGAGCUGGCAGAAGUUGCUGGUUGAGCCUGUUGGGCAGGUCGAGUCUGUGCCCAGAGCACUGGCCAACUCCCCUGGUUCAGCUAAUGGGGGAGCUCAUGCUUACAAGCAUGACUUGCCAUCUCUGGCCACAAGCACUUCAGUCGGGGGAGCCAAGCCUGUCCCGGAUCUGAAAAAUAAGAAUGAUGUGCACAACUCCUACUCUCUCUUUGGUGACAAGCAGGGUAUUCGGAAACGGAAAGGGGAUGGCAUGAAAGGGCCACCAUCCAAAGUCCCAAAGCCUAAUAACGAACAGCUGCAGAACUCUACACCACCGCCAUCCAAUGGAAUUCGCAGCAGUCCAGAAAACUACCCAAGUCCUCCCGAUAUGACACCUUCAAACACCCAAGCUGUUCCAGACAAAUGCAGGUCAGACCCUCAGGCACCUUAUGAAAAUGACAAGCAUAGCAAGAUACCAGUCAAUGCUGUGAAACCACAUACCAGUUCUCCAGGUCUUGUAAGAAACCCUAGCACUUCCACGUUGCUUAAGACUGCUAUUCUGCAGCAGCAUGGAAAAACCGAUGAUCCUGUGGGCCGUUAUCGACCCAGUAGCCCACGUUGUCAAUCAUUUAGCCCAAGGACUCAUAAACAGGAAGUGCCGAGCAAACUUUCUACGACAUAUGCACCCAAGGGCUCUAUAGCUAGCCCUUCUCAGAGAUUUACAGGUACGUCAGCUCAAGCAGGUACUGAUUCUGACAGGACAGCAUCCCAACUAUCCAAGAAAAAUGUUCAGAUGUCAUCUCCUGUAUUGCAGACAGCUACAACACCACCUCUGCCGCCUCAGCUAAUAAACUUACACCUACCAGAGUCGGAAAGGCUAUUAGAUCGGCUCGUAGACACACCUCGUUUGGAAACCCUUGGUGAAAACCAACUGCAACAUCAUUCUUCACCACAACAGCAGCAGGACUCGAUGUACCCCUCGCAGAGCCCCAAUUCAUCAACUUCACAUCGCGGAGAAUCCUUGCAGAAUUUUGACUUGGAUGCUAAUAUGGAAGACCUGACCCCCAGUGAAUGUGCCUCUUUUGGUCACGAUAAAAGGUCAUCCAAGAAAAAAUACAGGUCCAGAGACUAUCAGGUGAACUUAGACGGACAAUUUAUCGAUGAAAGUGUAAAACCUGUACGGUUGAAAGAGCGUAGAAUUACAUUUGACCCUGCCACUGGACAGAUCAAACCUUUAACACAGAAGGAAUCAUCUCAGGCUGAAAGCUCUGUUCCAACUGAACCCCAUCGAACCACCGAAGUGGUCCAAGAACAGAGAGUAAAUUUGCAAAGUACUUUAGAUCAAACAAACUGGAAGGAAUUAUCAAAAAAUGAAAUUAUUCAGUCUUACUUAUCGAGACAGAGCUGCCUUCUUUCAUCCUCAGGAGUGCAGCCUCCAGGAGGUCACAUUGUUGAAUUUCUACAGCAUGAAAGCCACAGGUAUAGCACUAGCACAGUGACCCGCGAGGUCCACGUAUUGGUACCUGCAGACUCUCCCUCAGAACUUCCUGGGGUCAGUAGAGAGAUCAAAGACUCGGACAUUCACCGAAUACACGAGCAACACUGGGCAGGUGUGAACGGUUGCUGGGACAACCAGGGCAAAUGGUAUGAUUGGACGCAGGGCAUAUCUUUGGACCCUCAUGGUGAUCAGGGACAACUGCACAUUCUACCAUAUGUCAGUCUGGACUGAGCAUUAGCGCCCAUUUGGCUUGCUUUAAGGUUUAAGGUCAUCUGGUGACAAACAAGUGGUUCCUACUUACUGGAAAUGAGCAAAUGUAUCAGGGUUGCAAGAUAAGGUUCUGAAGGUUCUAAUUCUCAGCCCAUCUCUGUAAGACACGCUGCCCCGCCCAACCCCAGUACCCUCUCUUCUGCAGUUUGCUGCUAUCAGUGUUUUAACCAAAAUUGCAAAGGAGGGAAAAUAGCACAGGAGGAGUGUGAGAAAGAAAAAGGAAAGAAUGGUUAGUUCUGAUGAAAACACAACUCCCCUUUGGGAUUAGGACAGGUUUUAAUGAGAGGUCAACAUGCUCAGUGAGGAACGGUUUGUCUGUGGGAGAAAGUUGAGGUUUGAUAAUGUUCCAGCACUUUACAGUUGGCUGGAUAUGGUCUGGGGGAGUUACAGGAGCUUUAUGUGACAUCAAAACUAAAUGAAUAAUGUUACCUUAAAAAGUAUGCAUCUAUUUAUUUUAUUUCACUUUUUAAAAACAAAACACUUUAAUUUGGCAGUGAGACAAACGUGCAAAAACAGCAGAUUUCUCUUAUUUGCAUCACUUUUUUUGAACGUAAUUUUUUUAACGUGAAAAAUCAUGUUAGACUGUGAAUGUUUGCACAGUACCACGUCAUACCAAACAUUCCAUAGGUCUUCACAUGCUAGUAGUAGCUAUCAUCUUCUGUUUAAACAGGGAUACAAUCGGUCUUCAUAAUUUAGGUUCAAAAUGUUUGAAAUCUAUUUUACAAUGUCAAAUAUGAGGGGUUUUUAUUCUUGCCAUCUUACUAAAUUCAAACAUCAACUACUAUAUAAUUUUGUUUUCUGCUUUGCUCUCCUCUUGUUUGGUCUCUACAAACAUCCUGACUUCCCCAAAUUUCAAAGAGGAAAAAAAAAGAGGGUGCUACUAGUUUGCAACUUUGUACUGUGACAAGUUGAUUUAAAAAAAGAAUCAAAACAUUUCAAAAGGAAUCUGUUUGUAUGCUGGAGAUAUACUUGUUACCAUUCCUUUAGAUAUUGUUUGCCUUAUGGAAUUCAUCAUACCACAACUGCAAAACAAGAAGCCUUAGUGAAUGUACAGAAAUUAGACUUCUGUGUUCUGCACAAUACAGAAGGAAUGACUUUGCUAUUUGGUCCUUUUAAGUGGACACGUUGUGAUAUAAAUGUGGAAACAAUUAAAAAAAAUUUGCACAGAAAUCUGCCCCCUUUUAUUUAGAAAAUUACUUGUAAAAUGAAAUUAUACUUGGAAAUAUUGUCUUUCAAACAGUAAACGAUGAUCAAUUUUGUGUUUAAUCCCAAAGUGGAUUCUUCCACUGGGGUCUGUUUCAAUGUAAUCAGCCAUGGAUGUGAGCAUGUUAAUUUGUUGUAGCAUUGCUGACCUGAAUUUUAGUCGCAUUGCUCCUGUUCUUGUUUCAAACUUGAAUUGAAAAGUAUCUUUCCUUAUGGUAUACUGAGAUCUGGGCAGUAGAAAAAUCCUUGAUUACAUUCAUUGUAAUUUAAAUGAUUCGGUACUAUGAUAAUGUAUUCAACCAGAGCUGGGUGGGGAAUCUAUUGAGCAGGUUACCCAGUUAAUCCUAAUAAAUGAUAUGUGUUUACUUCCAAUUACAAAGCUAACUUGGUGCGAGCAGAACAAAGUGGGGCAACAGGAACCUCUUGAAAACAUACUCUAAUGUGAUUCAAUGCCUUUCGUUUUAAUAGGGGAAAGCAAUCAAGAUAAAUGACUCGAAAUCGCUUGUUUAAGGUUGUUCAUCUCCCACUGAUAUUCUAACUGUCUUUGUCUCUUGUGCUUUUUUCUUUAUUUCUUUCCGUUUCCAAUCCUGUUGGUGUUAUCUGACUUUUUUUUAAUCUUUCGUUUAUAAAAUCAAUUUUCACAACUAUUGACAUCUUCCAGUGGGAUGUAGAAGAUGUCAGAAGGGAAGAAAUAAUUCUUCAAAUAUUAAUUGAACAGACAGAGCAGCUACAUUUGGGAUUACUUUAAUGGUAUAAUUUCUGAGUAUACUUGUCCCACGAUUGGCAUUGAAUUAUAUUAAAGCUCCAUUAUGCCCACCUCAGUUUGUCUUUUGGCAUGGGAAUACCAAUGUGAAUGUGACUCAUUACAUAUUUGUGAGGAAACAGAUUGAUACAGAGCAGCCUGAUCCAACAGUUAUAUUUUGAAAUAAAUUUACUGAGAAUUGGUAUGUAAAUUGGUAUUUCUCCAUUUAAAGGUUCAGUUUCAACAUCGAGACCCCCUUCCCAAAAACGAGUGACGUGUAUCUUGUUUUUCUUGCUGUUCUUUACCUGUCUUUAAUUAGGUUUUUGUGCAAUUUUAUUCUUGUGAUUGAUGAUGAAAGCUGGUGACUGGUUGACAAACUGGUUGGUAAUUAAAAUUACUAAUAAGCAUGUAAGGGAGUAAUUGAGAAACAAUGAAUUAACAUAAAUUCAUAUGGCACACAGGGAGAUUAUUUUAACUAUAAUCCCUAAACUAUUUUUGAAAGCUAUCCAUUUUUGUCUUGCUUGGGUGUUUUGAUAGCUCAUUCGACAGUUCACUUUCAGGCAGGGCGUUCUAUAUUUUUACAGUGCCACAUCUUCCCAAUGACCCUUUUCCCAGUUACCUAAAAUCUGCUCUGUAGUUACUAACUCUUCAGUCAGUAUAAAGAUUCUCCUGAUCAAAAUCUUCUUGUUUUUUUAAAGCCUUUAUCCUCACUUUUUCUGCUCUAAAGAAACCAAUAUUACUCAGUCCAUGUACCUUGAGAAUAAUCGCUGGUACCAUCUUGGUGAGGAUGUGUUGUAACCUCUAUUAACAAGAAUGCUAUCCAGUGCACCGUUUUAGGGGUGGUUAGUAGUUGUCGGUACUUGGGUAGUUUGGGUUGAUCUGAUUGAAAUUUUCAGUAUAUUAAGGGGAACAUGAGGCAAAUAGAGAGAAUUUUGAUUGAUAGUGUAAUGCAGCAUGGAUAGAGACCAUUUGACCAAACUCGUCCAUGUUGACCAAGGUGCCCAUUUAAGUUAGUCCCGUUCGGCUCACAUCCUCUAAACCUUGACUAUCCAUGUACCUGUCCAAAUAUGUUUUAAAUGUUGUUAUACCCACCUCAACCACUUUCUCUGACAGCUCAUUCCAUAUAUGCAACACCCUCUGUGAAGAAAUUGCCUGCGAGGUUCCCUUAAAUCUUUCCCCUCUCAAAUUAAACAUAUAUUUUCUAGUUUUUCAUUCCUCUUGACUUUGUGCACUCACUUUAUGCUACUCAUGAUUUUAUACAUCUCGAUAAGGUCGCCCCUCAGUCUUCUUGGUGCCAAGGAAUGAAAUUCUAACCUAUCCAAUUUAAUCCGUUAAUUUGGGCCCUCGAGUCCUGGCAACAUUUUCGUCAAGCCAGCUUACCAUUUGAGAUAUUAUUUAGUAAAUGAAAGUUGUAAAGUGCUACCGGUCAAUAAUUUGAUUGUGAAAUUGGGUCGCAGAUCUAAGAUCUUGAAGAACAGACUUGAGGAUCUAAAUUGUCUAUCCUAUUCCCGAUUACUAAUUUGCUCUUAAUUCUUGAUAAGAGAAAUUCAAGAGACUUUAAAUGCAAUGACAUUUUAUUUUUCCUGCUUUCCACCCGAUACCGUUGCUCUGCAUCUAAAAAAAAACUAAGCCCAUACCUUCUCUGCUUCUGAUAAAAGAUUAUUACCAUGAAAUGUGAACACUGAUUCUUUUCUGCAUCUACUAUUAAAGAUCUACUAUUAAAGUA